AUGUUUAAUUCCUACUAGUAUGAGAAAUAACUUGCAUUCACCAAAGACAUAGACAAGAUAAAGAAAGGGUAUCUUAGGGAACGAGAAGUACGCAAAGAAUUAAACAAUCGAUACGCUUAGAAUUAUAAAAAAAGAGUCGAAAAUUUUGUUAUUAAUAUGUUGGAGAAUCCAAUCGUUUGUGUUGACUAUCAUCAACCUAAUCAAUCGGCAUUCAGAGACGAGGAUCCCUCCAAGAAUUUAGGAGACCCUCAAUUCUAUGUCAAGGGUUUCAAACACGAAAAAGACCGUAUCUAAGAAGCCCUCGACAAGAAUAAGGAUCUGGACUUCCUACCCAACCGAUAAGUAGCUCACUAUUGUUUCCGAGAAAGGGAUCCCUCCAAAGACAUCAAGCGUGACAUUUUUCGAUACAGAGAUAAAACAAGUUUGGAAAGAAUCGAACAGUUCCUCAAGGAUCACACGCAGACUCAAGUUGAAAAUCAGAAAUUCCCAAAAAAGAAGUUGUUUAAUGUUGAAACUCUCUCUGACAAUAUGACUUCUUAAGAUCGUAAAGCCUACAUCAGUAGAUUAGUGGCCAAAAACCUUUUGCCUUCUCUACAUCAAAAAACUCAUUUCUAAGCUGCCUCCACUAUGUACAAUAAUUUGCCAUUAUCCCUUAUGGACCACACCAGAUCACUACCUUAAAUGAAGCAGUUAGACACUGAAGAGAAAAAAUCUCAACAAUAAUAGAGAGAAGUUUAGAAGACUGAAGAGAAUGAUAAUAAGGACAAUAAGGCCAAGCAAAAUAAUGAGAUGGAAACUUUUAAUCCCAUUGAAACCUCCAAGGUCAUUUUGGAGAGGUGUUAAGUUAUCAGGAAUAAAAAUCCUAAAACUCAUGUCAUCCACAAAGGGGAAGGUCAUCUCAUAUCCACUCUUGAUAAAUCCAUACAAGAAGUUUACAAAGAAAUUUAUGGAAUAGACUUCAGUGAACCCAAGUUUUUUCAAAAGUGA
Messenger RNA from Paramecium tetraurelia, 987 nucleotides. RefSeq lists its product as uncharacterized. The record is from RefSeq and is a predicted model, not a curated record. NCBI's taxonomy places the organism in Eukaryota, Ciliophora, Oligohymenophorea, Peniculida, Parameciidae. The transcript is spliced from 4 exons.